AUGAUCUGUGGAUAUCUUUUCGACCGAUGGCUUCCAAAAUUCAAUACCAGGCUGUUAUAAUCGUCUGCUUCUGCUGUGUUGUGCUAUCUACUUGCUUAAAAGUCAACUAUGUGAGUUACUGUGGUCCGCCAGAUAAAACGUUCGCGUUUAAAAUUACCCCAUGGCCAGUGAUAAAACCUGGUGAUGUUCUCAAUCUAAGUUUCAAGCUCACUCCUUUUGUAGACGUUUUUUAUUCAACACUCCGUGCUCGCAUUACCUCGAAGAAAGACCACCAAGUGUUUAUUGAUCGUGUGAUGAAUUUAGGAUGCAAGCGCACCAAACUACUUUGCAACCUGGCGGCAGGAGAAACCUUAACCAAGUCAGUCAAUGGAAUACACGUGGGGAAUUUUUCACCUGGCCUAAAGGGAACGGUGACAGGGACAGUUGCGCUGUACAAUCAAAACCAAGUAAUGUGGUUUUGUAUUAAAUUUGAAGCAGUCCUAUAG
Molecule: messenger RNA, 485 nt
Organism: Pocillopora damicornis (cauliflower coral)
Lineage: Eukaryota; Metazoa; Cnidaria; Anthozoa; Scleractinia; Pocilloporidae
Source: RefSeq, a predicted model, not a curated record